Molecule: messenger RNA, 2398 nt
Organism: Trifolium pratense (red clover)
Lineage: Eukaryota; Viridiplantae; Streptophyta; Magnoliopsida; Fabales; Fabaceae
Product: protein ENHANCED DISEASE RESISTANCE 2
Exons: 9
Coding region: 471-2144 (557 amino acids)
Source: RefSeq, a predicted model, not a curated record
CUUCAUUUGAAAGGUACAAUCUACCUUCAUCAUAUCAGCAUUGUCAAGUAGCGGCACUAUAGUCUAUAGCGGUAUAAUGUAGCAGAAUUUAAACAAAUCGUUAUUGUUCUGCGAUGCACGGUUUAAUACAAAGUGUUGUCAAAUAGUGUACAAUCUACUUUAACAUUGUUUUUACUUGGUUCCUUGUUCAUUUGUUUUCGAUUAGUUGUAAAUUUCAGGACUUGUUUGGAUUGACUUAUUUGAAUUUAUCUACCUGCAUAAACACUUGUGCGACCGUUUGGGAGAGAUUGUGAAAACAACUCAUGACAUGUCCAUUGGCUCUUUCCAGGAUAGCUUAUGAAAACAACUUAUAGCUUAGAUAAAAACAGUUUGACUUUAUUUUAUCGUUUGUUAUAGACAUAGCUUAUACAUAAGCACUUAUCUUUGAUAUAUGCUGAUGCAGAUUCUGAGGUACUUCAAUCUCUGAUACAAUGGGUGGUUGUGCGUCAGUACCUUCUAAGGCAAUAAAAGCACCAAAGAAGCUUCAAAGAAGGAUAAUAAGACGCCGUCGACGAAAGAUAUCAAAUUCAGUUACUAAGGAUAUCAAGAAGAAGAAUAGCAAUGCAGGAGGACGGGGCGUAACAGAUUAUUCUGUAAGUGAAUUUGUUCGUAGGGACUUCGAAAAUGGUGCAACUACUAAAUGUAAAAGAUCUGAAGUUUGUAAUUCAGCAUACCAUCUUACUCAACUUGAAUGGCAUCAUAGUCAAUAUGAUGCUGAUGCAAACUUAAUGUGUCAAGAAGAGAAUUACUUUGAUUCAGUUAGUAUUCUGGAUUCUGAUUCAGAGGAUGAGUUUAAUAGUGUUCAUGGAGAUGGUUUUCCGAUGGCAGGAAGCACAGGUGGAAGCAUGUCAUGUGGCCAAGUGCUCCAAUAUGAAGGAAGAUCAACAUGUGUCGUGGAAAAUAACUGUCAAUAUGAAGAAUAUCAUGAAAGUUAUGUUAAGGUUGAUGGAGGGAAUAACACAGAUAAGUUAAAAGGAAGAGAUGAAAAUGGCUUUGGCUUAAUCAAUGCACAACAUGGUUAUGGACUUCCUCGCUUAGGAAAGAAUCAAGGAAGCUUUAAAGGUUUAAAAGAAAGUAAAAAUAAUGCUGAAGAAAAUACUCAAGAGAACACAAAGAAAUCAAGCGUGAAUCGGUUAGCACCGUCCGUUAGUUUCAAUAAUCGGCCGAGCAAAAAGCUGUCAACGAUUUUCAGGCUUUCGUUCAAGCGAAAAUCUUGUGAUGUAGAGGAAUCACCUGAGCUUAGUCAAUCAACAAGAUAUCUGAUCCGUCCACGAGCAGGAUAUACAAUUUCAUGUCAGAAUGGAGAGAAACUGUCUCCUGGAUGUUGGUCUGAAAUUCCGCCUUCAACAUUUCAACUCCGCGGUGAAAACUAUUUCAAGGACAAGAAAAAGACUCCUGCACCAAAUAAUAGUCCAUACAUUCCAAUUGGUGUUGAUCUAUUUGUUUGUCCAAAAAAGAUAGAUCAUAUUGCUAGACACAUUGAGCUUCCAAAUUUGAAAUCCAAUGGAAAAAUCCCCCAACUUCUUAUUGUAAAUAUUCAGUUACCUACAUAUCCAGCUGCAAUGUUCCUUGGUGACAGUGAUGGAGAAGGGAUGAGUCUUGUAUUGUAUUUCAAAGUUUCUGAGUCUCUAGAUGAUCACAUUUCUUCUCAGUUUCAGGAAAGCAUAAAGAAACUCAUUGAUGAUGAGGUGGAAAAGGUAAAAGGAUUUGCAAAAGAUUCUAAUGUUGCUUUUAGAGAAAGACUAAAGAUUAUGGUAGGACUUGUUAAUCCUGAGGAUAUGCACUUGAGCUCUACUGAGAAGAAGCUAGUUCAAGCUUAUAAUGGAAAACCUGUACUCUCAAGACCACAACAUAACUUCUACAAGGGACCAAACUACUUUGAGAUUGAUCUUGACAUUCAUCGGUUUAGCUACAUAUCAAGAAAAGGACUCGAUGCAUUUCGAGAUCGGCUAAAAGAAGGCAUUCUUGAUCUUGGCCUAACCAUUCAGGCACAGAAACAAGAAGAGCUUCCAGAAAAAGUGCUAUGCUGCAUUAGAUUGAACAAGGUUGAUCUUGCUGACAAUGGCCAAAUACCAAUGCUAAUGACUUUUGAUGGUGAAAGCUAAGGGUUUUCAUGAAUAUAUUGUGAGAAUAGCAUUCAACAAUAUACAAACUAAUUAAUACAUGUAAUAAUAGUAAUUCAUUUAAUUAAAUUAGAUGAGGAAAAAGUGGGAGUUUAAUGUUUUUAUGUUGGAUAUGCAAACUUCUGUAGUCAUAUACUUAUAUUCAAAUGUACAUUAAGGUAAAAAAAAAAAUUAAAAGGGUGAUUAACAUGUAUAAUAGACAAAUGACAUGAAAUGUAAAAAAAUAAAAAAUAAAA